Molecule: messenger RNA, 767 nt
Organism: Schistosoma margrebowiei
Lineage: Eukaryota; Metazoa; Platyhelminthes; Trematoda; Strigeidida; Schistosomatidae
Source: the annotation of a GenBank genome assembly
CUAGCAUGUAGUGUUCAAGUCACUCUAAUCUGAAUAGGAAGGAUCGUAGAGACUAGACAUCAUUUACCACUCAUUUUGUCCAGUUGUAGUUCCCUCAAAACAAAUAAAACAAUAUCAGUGAAGAAUGAGAUCUCAUAGUUCUAUGCUACGGUAGGCCACGUUUGUGCAAAUCAAGUAUUCCGUUAAGAAUAAUUAAAAUAAAUGUACAUUUGCCAUGUUGAUAUGUGGUUGAAAAGUCAUUUUUCCAUUAUUUACUUCAUAGUCAUCAUGGGUUGCCUUUUUAAUGAAAAAGCAUUCUCAAAAGCCUUCAUAAGUUUUGAAAACUUUACAACGGUACUUUAGUUUUUAAGAGACCUGAUUUUCUAUUUCUGUUCAUCACAUUCAUUGCGUAUCCUAAACAUUUCAGGUUUUCAGAAAUGCCUACGAACAAUUAUGUUGAGUGCAGUUUUUGGAAUUUCGAUAGUCUUUUUCAACCACAACAACAUCCUGCUCGUGAUGCUCAUGAUACAUUUUUCCUUUCAGAUCCUGAGACUUCGGAUAUCAACAAUACAGUUGAAUCUUGUUACAUUGAUAAAGUUCGCACUGUGCAUAGUCAAGGUGCUUUUGGUAGUCGAGGCUAUCAGUCACCAUGGCUAAUAGAGGAAGCGGAGAAAAAUUUGUUGCGUACACAUACAACAGCAGUGAGUGCCCGAAUGCUUCAUGCAUUAUCUAAAAAGAACGGACAGAGUGAAAUGAAGUCAGAGGCUCCAUAUUAUAGAAUGUACUAA